AUGUCGUUCGGCGGCUUCUUCGGUGGCGGCAGCAGCUCCGACAAAAACAAUAACAGCAACACAUCCUCAUCCUCAUCAUCCUCAUCUCCAAGCGGCUUCAGCGGUCCUCUGUCUUCGUCGUCAUCAUCAUCUUCCGCCGGCGGAUCCGAGACGCUCCAAAAACUCCAAGCCGCAGUCGCCGAACAAGCCAACGUGCAAAACGCCCGCAUAUUGAUCUCCAAAGUGAACGAAGUCUGCUUCGCCAACUGCAUCACUAACCCCGGGUCGAGCCUGAGCGGGGCCGAGAACAAGUGUCUCAACGCAUGUAUGGAGAAAUACUUUGACGCCUGGAACGUCACCAGUCGGGUCUUCACGAAUCGAGUGCAGAGGGAGAGUCUGGCGGCAGGUGCCGUUGGGGGUGGGAAGGAGUUGUUUUGA
Molecule: messenger RNA, 417 nt
Organism: Capronia coronata CBS 617.96
Lineage: Eukaryota; Fungi; Ascomycota; Eurotiomycetes; Chaetothyriales; Herpotrichiellaceae
Exons: 1
Coding region: 1-417 (138 amino acids)
Source: RefSeq, a predicted model, not a curated record